Molecule: messenger RNA, 3673 nt
Organism: Rhineura floridana
Lineage: Eukaryota; Metazoa; Chordata; Lepidosauria; Squamata; Rhineuridae
Gene: ANXA4
Product: annexin A4
Exons: 13
Coding region: 253-1212 (319 amino acids)
Cellular component (GO): cytoplasm
Molecular function (GO): calcium-dependent phospholipid binding; calcium ion binding
Source: RefSeq, a predicted model, not a curated record
UGUAGAGGGCCAUUUUCCUUGCCACAAAACCUCCGCCGACUGCAGCCAGGUGUAUGGCGGAAGGGGACUGGGAGACUCCUAGGGGAUGGGGGUCUCGGUGAUGAUGGUGCCCCCGAUCUGGUACAGUCUGGGAGAGGAAUUUGGCGGCUAGUUCCAAAUCCAGCUCGGAACGCAGCUCAUUUUGAAAACUUCUAAAAUGAAAAUCUAAGACGAGAACCAUUUGUUUGGGAGAUUUGAUCCUAGAAGGCUGCCAUGGCAGGAAACCACGGAACUAUCAAGGGAGCGUCCAACUUCAGUGCAGAUGCUGAUGCCCAGAAACUCCGCAAGGCCAUGAAGGGGCUGGGUACAGAUGAAGAUGCCAUUAUUGAUGUUUUGGUUAACAGGAAUUUGUCCCAACGGCAGGAAAUUAAGAUUACCUACAAGUCCACAAUUGGGCGGGAUUUGAUUGACGAUUUGAAGUCUGAGUUGAGUGGGAAUUUUGAGAAGGCUAUUGUUGGACUGAUGACCCCCAUCACUCUGUAUGAUGUACAGGAACUGAAAAGGGCCAUAAAGGGGGCUGGAACAGAUGAGGGUUGCCUGAUAGAAAUCCUGGCUUCUCGUACCAAUGAGGAAAUCAGACGGAUCAAUGAAACCUACAGACAUCAAUACGGAGUUAACCUUGAGGAGGACAUUGUCUCUGAUACCUCCUCCAUGUUGCGGAGAGUCCUGGUAUCUCUUGCAACUGGCAACAGAGAUGAGAGCAACUAUGUUGAUGAGGGCCUGGCCAAGCAAGAUGCCCAGUGUCUGUAUGAAGCUGGGGAGAACAGGUGGGGAACUGAUGAGGCUCAGUUCAUGACUAUCCUGUGUACAAGAAGCAGAAGCCACCUAUUAAGGGUGUUUGAUGAAUACAGGAUGAUUGCUAACAAAGACAUUACAGAGAGCAUUAAAUCUGAGAUGAACGGAGAUCUUGAGGACGCCUUGCUAGCGAUAGUAAAAUGCACAAGAAAUAAGAUUGCCUACUUUGCUGAAAGGCUGUACAAAUCCAUGAAGGGUUUAGGGACAGAUGAUGACACCCUCAUUCGAGUGAUGGUCUCUCGCUGUGAGAUUGACAUGAUAGAUGUUAAGGCGGAGUUCAAGCGGAUGUAUGGAAAAUCCCUCUACUCCUUCAUUAAGGGAGACACCUCAGGAGACUACAGGAAAGUUCUGCUCCAUCUGUGCGGUGGUGAAGACUAACCACCAAAUGGCUCCUUGCCUUCUUAUGCAGGUGGGCAUUAUGUCUCAUGCGACCUGCAGUCUCAUCCUCUUGCGACAGUGCUUCUCUUGAUGCAAACAGUGUCAGUUUUGCAUCGUGCUAACCUAGAUUUUGCAAAUUAGAUAUAGGUUGAAAUAGGUUUGGAAAGAAUUUUUCCCUCCUUGGUAGUAGGCGGUGAAUAUGCAGUAUAGGAAAUAUGAGACAACCAUAAAUCUUUGUGUUCUGGCUUUUAAAGUUUUUUUGUUGUUGCAUAGUGGAGACUUUCAAAUUUCUAGCAGAUCCUUUUGACUACAAUUAAUUUCUCUGUACACCUCACUCUUGAAAGGGUUGCAUGGAAGGGGCUUCUGACAUCUGGGGCAAUCUUAGAGGUUAGCCUUCCCCAGCCUGGUGCCCCCCAGAUGUUGCUGGAUCACACCUCCCAUCACUCCUGAUCAUUGGGCACACUGCUUGGAGUUGAUGAGGCUUGUAGUCCAAGAUAUCCUGAGGGCACCAGCUUGGGGAAGGCUCUCCUAAGUAUUAUGUAUUAGCCAGCCUUUCCUCUAGGAUACCAGCGUUUUAUGGAUGAAUGGGUAGUGGUGGAUUUGAACCCUUGGUCUUACUACAUCUGGUAAUGGAAUGCCCCAUUGGGUUUAUUUCCUGCCUUAAUCCCCAGAAGAGGCCAACAAUGCAGGGCAGGGUAGAGCAAAGGCUGCCAGGUCCCCAAAGAGCAGGUGCUGGCAUCUUCUUUAAUUUUUUAAAUCCUUUUUAGGGUGUGGCAUUUUGAAGAGGAGAACUGGCGGCUGCAACUCCUGCUGUCUCAAUUUCCCCAGAAUGCCUUUGGACCCCAACCCAAGGCCCAAAGGCAUUCUGGGCAAAUGAAAAUGGUGGCAACUGCUUCACUUGGUGCUUCUCCUCAUGGGACUUGGCUCCCUGUAACUACCCACCCAUUGUUGGCAUUUACCGGUCAGGGUUGUUUUUCCUAAAAGACAUCGAGGGGUUAAGUGUACACAGUUUACAGCAGGCAGCAGCAGCCGGUGAUUAACAGCCCAAGGCCAUAUAACCCAGAAGCAGAGAACUGUUCAGUGUGGAGGUGUUAGUCAAUGGGAAGUAAAGAGGAAUGGGAUUGUGCUACAUGUAUAUGUCUUCUGAAGCAAUAAAAAAGCAUUACUAAACUAAACUAGUCCAGACUCUGUGGCGAAAGGGCAAAACGCUUCUCAGCAUUCAAACGCUGCGCAACACCCAUAGCAUCACCGCUGGGGCUGCAAUCCUAUAUUGCAUACUUUCCUGGGAGUAAGUCCAGUCAGUGCAGACACAGGUAUGGGGAGACAUAGGGGAAUGCUGCUUGCAUCUUUUUUUAAAUUGCUAAAUUUAGUAAAUCUAGGUAUGCCUAGUCCAGCCUAUUGCUUAGUUCCAGUAGUCAGUUGGUCUUAGUUCCCAUUUAUGUAUAGCAGUUUAUAUUAAUUCCAGUUAUUCGGCCCUUUUUAAAAAGGCCAAGUACUUGUGGAGAAAAAUGAGGGCAGUUUUUACAAGACUGAGGUUGAGAGCUUGUUGUGUUACGGUACCCGCAAUGCUUUAGUCUUCCCUCCCUCUAGCUGUUCUGCACGUUCUUAGCAAAACAUGUUACACAUGACACAUACUUUGAAUAGAAUAUCUGUAUCCAGAGCAGAACAUGCCAGCAACGCAAAUGAGUGCUGUUUUGGGAGUGUUUAACAAAAUUCCUCCUCUGCUGUUCUGUAUAUGGCCCUGGGGAUUCUAAAUUGCCUCAUGUCUUUAUAUAUUCAGUUGCAAUAAAAAAUACACCUUUUUGUGCCUUUCUUGUAAAAUGCAAAAAAGUUAGCAUCAGGCUAUUUCUUACGUCUUGGUGCAAAACCAUAAUUGGUAUCAGCAGAAUUACCUGACUAUAUAUAAAAUUUAAAAUGGGUGCAGGAACUUCUGACUUUGUUUGGAGCAGUAGCAUGAAGGUGUUUAAAUCCUCUUCUUUACUGUUUCCUGGAUCAGAAUUGCUCUCCAGUGCUUCUGUUAGCUGUUGUGGUUUCAUCCACUAAUUGCAAAAGGAACUCCUUAUCAUACUUUUUUGUAGCCUGUUGUAAUAUUGGAAUACAAGCUGGUCCUAGUGUCACUUGCUACUCAGGGCAGAGAGGCCUGCCAUUUGAAGCCCCACUUACAAUUUACCUUUGUUUUGCGUUUGUGUGAAUUGGUUUGCUUCUGAAAAAAUGAGAAUGAACCUGAACCUCGGGUCAGGUUCCACCAUCUUCUCAACCAGCUCCCGUCCAGAACCUGACCCAGACUUCAGAUUAAAUGGGAAACUUCUGUCAUUGAAUGAAUGAAUGAAAAUGAAAUUGUGAAUGUUGGCCAGGGAUGAAAACUGGAAGGCCAUUGCAAAAAAUGUGGUAAUGCAACAGGUUGAAAUGGCACCAUGCUGCUUGAUUUCCAGUUUAAUAAACUAAAUUGGUUUGAUGUGAA